Molecule: messenger RNA, 1267 nt
Organism: Zingiber officinale
Lineage: Eukaryota; Viridiplantae; Streptophyta; Magnoliopsida; Zingiberales; Zingiberaceae
Product: E3 ubiquitin-protein ligase SINAT2-like
Exons: 4
Coding region: 16-1089 (357 amino acids)
Biological process (GO): ubiquitin-dependent protein catabolic process; multicellular organism development
Cellular component (GO): cytoplasm
Molecular function (GO): ubiquitin protein ligase activity; protein binding; zinc ion binding
Source: RefSeq, a predicted model, not a curated record
AAUUAGAAGCCGUCGAUGAAUCCGCUGCUUGGCGAAGCAGCGGCCGCGUCGGUGCUCUUCCUCCCUUCUCCCUCUUCCGCCGCCGCUUCCCCUCCUCAACUCUCCACCAUUUCCUUCGUGAUCCGUCGCAUCUUGCUAAUUCCGGCUUCUCGGAAUCUCCUCCGGCCCAGAGGCUUUGUGAACGACCUGUUCAUGGAUAUCCCUGAAUCCCAUUCAAUGGAAUGCGAGUUCUCCACCGGGGAUUUUGAUAAUGAUCGCGUUCCAUCUUAUAAAUCUUCUGCUGGUUCUGGUGUUAAAGCGAGCUUAUCUUCAACCGGUAAUGUGCAUGAACUUCUUGAAUGCCCAGUGUGCACAAAUUCUAUGUACCCUCCCAUACAUCAGUGUCCCAACGGCCACACUCUCUGUUUGAACUGCAAAGCGAGAGUACAAAACCAUUGCCCCACUUGUCGUCAAGAGUUAGGGAACAUCAGAUGCCUGGCUCUUGAGAAAGUUGCUGAGUCGUUGGAGUUACCAUGCCGACAUCAGAACCUUGGCUGCUCCGAGAUUCAUCCAUAUUAUAGCAAAUUGAAACACGAACAGCUUUGCAGGUUCAGACCCUACAAUUGCCCUUAUGCAGGCUCCGAAUGCCUGGUCAGUGGUGACAUUCCAAUGCUCGUUGCCCACUUGAAAAAUGAUCAUAAGGUGGAUAUGCAUGAUGGGUGCACAUUCAAUCAUCGAUAUGUCAAAUCAAAUCCUAACGAAGUCGAAAAUGCAACUUGGAUGCUCACUGUUUUCAGUUGCUAUGGCCAUUAUUUCUGCCUUCAUUUCGAGCCAUUCCUCCUCGGAAUGACUCCUGUGUACAUGGCAUUCCUAAGGUUUCUUGGCGAAGACAGUGAAACGAGGCAGUUCGGCUACAGCUUAGAAGUUGGCGGCAAUGACCGAAAACUCACAUGGCAAGGUGUUCCCAGGAGCAUAAGGGAUAAUCACAGGAAAGUUCGUGACAGCUACGACGGGCUGAUCAUCCAUCGGAACAUGGCUCUCUUCUUCUCUGGCGGUAGCCAGCAAGAGCUGAAGCUACGAGUGACGGGCCGCAUAUGGAAAGAACAAUAAAACCCCAUAGAUAUCUGUGGAUUCAAAGUCGUAGAAUUUAUGGCCAAGUGUUUCAACUUUGAUGAUUUAGCAUCUUCCUUUUUCUUCGAAUGUACUUUAGGUUUACAAUCGAUUCAUGCAAUCUAGAACCGUUAGUUCAUAGCAAUUUUUAGUUAAAUUUUCAUAAUACUAUCAAAAA